AUGUCCUGCCCCGACUGCAUCAACGGCUCCUUGCACACCGGCACCCCCGUGGGCAGCGAGACCAAGGUCGGCGGGGUCAACGCAUACGUGACCGGCGACGAGAAGUCCUCGCGCAUCAUCAUCAUCGGCGCAGACAUCUACGGCUGGAAGUUCGUCAAUACCCGCCUCCUCGCGGACGAGUACGCCGCGCGCGGCUUCCGCGUCAUCGUGCCCGACUUCUUCAGCGGCUGGAGCCUCCCGCUCUGGGGCCUCGACGCCUUCGCGCCCGCCGCGCUCCCCAAGUCGCUCUUCACGCGCUACAUCCUCACGCCCGCCGCGCUCUUCCUCCUCGUCCCCUUCGUCCUCCGCAACCUCCCGCACCAGAUCUCCACGCUCACCGCCAUCGCCGCCGCCGUCCGCGCCGCCGCGCCCCCAACCGCGAAAGUGGGCUUCGCGGGCUUCUGCUGGGGCGGUCGGUUCGCAAUCUCGCAGAACGCGUUGUUCGACGCGAGCGUCGCCGCGCACCCGUCGCUCGUCAAGUUCCCGGCGGAGCUGGAUGGGGUGAAGGGGCCGUUCAGUUUGGCAGUGGCUGCGACGGAUAAGGAUUUUGAUCGCGGGAGGGCGGAGGAGACGGAGAGGAUCUUGAAGGGGAGGGGGUUGAAGGACGUGCAGGUCGUGAUUUACGAUGGGGUGCACCAUGGGUGGACGACGCGCGCGAACUUGGCGGACAAGGUGCAGCGGAAGGCGAGGGAUGAUGCGGUGGAGCAGGUUGUGGGUUGGUUUGAGAAGUACUUGAAGGUGGACCCGGUGGCUGCUGAGGCCUGA
Messenger RNA from Trametes versicolor FP-101664 SS1, 804 nucleotides. RefSeq names its product alpha/beta-hydrolase. The record is from RefSeq and is a predicted model, not a curated record. Bases 1 to 804 code for a protein of 267 amino acids. The transcript is spliced from 2 exons. Lineage: Eukaryota; Fungi; Basidiomycota; Agaricomycetes; Polyporales; Polyporaceae. Gene Ontology annotation, molecular function: hydrolase activity.